Molecule: messenger RNA, 1773 nt
Organism: Fusarium fujikuroi IMI 58289
Lineage: Eukaryota; Fungi; Ascomycota; Sordariomycetes; Hypocreales; Nectriaceae
Product: band 3 anion transport family protein
Exons: 3
Coding region: 1-1773 (590 amino acids)
Biological process (GO): borate transport; monoatomic anion transport; transmembrane transport
Cellular component (GO): plasma membrane; fungal-type vacuole
Molecular function (GO): borate efflux transmembrane transporter activity; solute:inorganic anion antiporter activity
Source: RefSeq, a predicted model, not a curated record
AUGGCUGAGCCGGAGCCUAUCCAAGACACUAUCAAUGUCGAGCGGACGCCGACGCUCGGUUCUGGAAACACCAUUACACCAAACACUCAAAAUGCCCUAGCUGAGGAUGAUGCCUCGAGCCCUGCAAAUGGAGGAGGGCGAGCAUCCAGGUACUUUGCAAGAGGUGGAAAACUUCGACCCUUUCGACUGCUGAAGGAAGAUGUUAUCAACCUCAAGAGUCGAUACUUGUCAGAUUGGCAGAUCUUCAAUCAACAGGUGGUUGCAAGUGCAGUCUACAUCUUCUUCACAAACCUUCUUCCCGGUAUCACUUUUGCCAGUGAUCUAUACACAUUGACCGGCAAGUCGUGGGGCACCAUCGAGGUUGUGUUCAGCACUGGACUAUGCGGCCUCAUUUUCUCUCUAGCUCCUAGCUUCUCGGGCCAACCUCUUACGAUUCUGGGCGUUACAGGCCCAUUCUCGGUGCUGGCCGAGAACAUCUACGAACUAUGCGAGACACACUUUCAUGUCGAAUUUCUACCAGUCAUGGCAUGGUCCCUCAUCCACGCUGGCUGGAUGCACUAUCUCCUUGCCAUCUUCAAUGCGCAUGACUGGACUAUGCAAUAUGUCACCCAUUUCAGCGCCGACAUCUUCUCACUCCUCAACAGUGUCAUCUACUUCCACAAGGCGGCAAUGGAGCUGAAGCGGACCCACGCUCGAGUCUCCCUUGCCGCCUUUCUAUAUGCUGUUCUUGGAGCGGUGGGAACGUGUCUCCUGGCAAUUCUGCUGUCUACCGCAAACUCGUGGAAGCCUAUGCUCCAUCGCUACGUUCGACUUGGACUUACAGAAUAUGCUGCUGCUAUUUCCAUUAUUAUCUGGAUCGGAAUUCCAUAUAUCGGGGAACUAGCAUCAUUAGAUCAUAUACGGCUCGAAGUCCAAACCAGCUUUCGACCCACGAACCCAGACAGAUCGACUUUCUUUGUUCGCUUCUGGGAGAUACCUAUCGAAUGGGUCUUCUUAUCCAUGAUCCCGGGCGCCAUCGUCACGGUCUUGUUCUACUUCGACCACGAAAUCAGCAGCAUUAUCUGCACCGUGGAACGAUACGGGACCAAGAAGCCAGGCGGGUAUGCCUGGGAUGUUGCUCUCUUGGGAACCACUACCAUCCUUUGCGGUAUUCUUGGGAUUCCUCCUGCAAACGGCCUGUUACCUCAAGCGCCGCUUCACUCAGAAUCGUUGAUGCAUUAUGCCAUUGAGAGUCCUCCUGCGGAAGAAGGGGAACAGCCAGAUUCGCCUCGGCCAGUCGCAAGGACAUAUGAGCAGAGAUACUCUCACUUUAUUCAAGCUUCUCUCAUUCUGAUCUUUGUGUCUCCCCCACUACAGAAGCUUCUGGGUCUUACACAGACAUCAGUGCUAGCUGGUCUGUUCCUCUUCAUGGGUUACCAGUCUCUAACUGUCAACCCUAUUCUUGAAAGAGUUGUAAACCUACUCACGCCGCCAUCUGAUCUCCCUGCCCUCCCUGAUAAUGUUAGCUGGUUCGGUAUUCACAUGUACACUGUCACACAGAUCAUCAUGACAGGUAUUGUUUUUGGGGUGACGCUGACAAUUGCGGCCCCUGCAUUCCCUCUGAUCAUCAUCGCUUUAGUUCCCGUCCGGUUAUCGCUCAUGAACCGCGUGUGGAGCCGUGAAACGUUGCGAUUAGUGGAUGGAUGGGCUUGUCGGGAGGGCAAACCGGAGGAUUCGGAUUCAGAGACGAUGCAGGUGCAAGGAUCUGGAGAUGAGGAGAAGGCUGGUGUUUGA